GAGCAGAGUUCAUGGUUUCAUUAAUUAUGCCAAGGGAUCCAGUUCCUGAAGCUGCAAUGCAGCACUGGAAAGCAUAAAUGUUUUUAGAAAAUGUGAGUCUGUUCCAAGUUUCUGGAGUCCCAAAGACCUGGAAAUGAUUUUGUUUGCCUUUUUUCUGGACUGAUAAAUGACCGUUUUUCCUCUGUUCUUAACUUUUUUUUAGAUCGAAGCCAGGAUUUGUUGCUUUUGGAGAUAAUUUAGGCUACUUCAUGUCGUCAGACGGGAACUAUUUAAGUGACUUCCUGCAGGUCAGCUGGAUUACUUCUUUAAGUAAGCCUGGCUUGCUUUGGAUAGUUUUUUCUUUCGUAAUACUGUAAAAACAGUCAGUUGAAAACUGCAUUUUGUGUUCAUUCAGGUUAUCUUUGUCUUCUAAUAAAAUUAGUUUAAUGAACUCGAACCUGGGGCAUCUGCAUCAAGGACUGAGGCCUCCAUACAUGUGUCGCUGCUCUACCGCUACACUACGCUACACAAUGCCAUGCCCUCAUCCGAAACAUUUAAGUAUGACUAAAAAGUUAAAAACGUUUUCACAGCAGUGUGUGAGCUUUGCAACAACUGUUUCUAAAAUCUUGACAUUGGGCUGUGACUGUUUGGAAGAGACUGGUCUAUGAAACUGGUGGUUGGUUCACAUUUUGUUGUACUAACACAGCCAUAAAGUACAGGAAAUUGACUUCAACCACAAACAUGAGUCAGGGCUUUCCUCUGAAAAGAACAAGCUUCAGGUUACUUUAAAAGGUCAUUUACUGCGGCCUAACCUGAUGUGGGUUUACGGAGGGCUGAUCUCUGCAGACUUUACCUGGGAGGGCCCAUCAAAUGUGCUGGCUCUGAUUGGAGGCUUCAGGGUGUAGCAGGUGAAACCUGAGAUGCUGGUUUCUGCACACCUGUGAGCUACGCCCAUCAUUGUCCCUUCCUGUUUCAAUUCAGUGCGUGCGUGUAAGUGCAAUGGCAGCCGCAACCAUCUCUGUAGAACAGGAUCAGUUUUGCUGUCCCGUGUGUUUGGAGGUCCUGCGAGACCCCGUGACAAUCCCCUGCGGACACAGCUACUGUCUGGACUGCAUUGAAGACUACUGGAACACAGCAAAGCAGAAGGACCAGUACAGCUGCCCUCAGUGCAGGCAGGUGUUCAAUCCAAAACCCCUGCUGAGCAGGAACACUGUUCUGGCCGAAGUGGUGGAAAAGCUUCUGAAAAGUGAAGUUCAACCUACGUCUCAGCACCUGGCCAAACCCGAGGAGGUGAAAUGCAGCGUCUGCAAGGGCAAAAAGAACAGAGCAGUAAAAUCCUGUCUCCUGUGCUUGGAGUCCUUUUGCCCGACUCACCUGAAAGGACACGAAGAGCACUUUCACAGAAAAGGCCACAAGCUGAUCCCGGCCACAGAGAGGCCGAAGGAGAAGCUGUGCCAGCAGCACGAAAAGUUACUGCGACUGUACUGCCACAACGACCAGCAGUGUGUGUGCUCGCAGUGUGUUAAGGAGAGACACAAGGGCCACAACACUGUGCCGGUGGUGGAGGAGAGGACCAGUCAGCAGAAAAAACUCAAAGAAACCUCUCUGAAGUCAGUGCAGAAACUGAAGGAUGCAGAGAAGGAACUGAGAUAUGCCAUCAGAUACAUGAAGCACUCCACUGAGGCCGUGGUGGAGGAGAGCGAGAGGAUUUACUCCAAGCUGAUUCGAUCCAUUGAGAAACAAAGCAGAGAGGUGAAGGAGAUGAUCAAAUCCCAGGAGAGACUAGUGGUCUCCCAGGCCGAGGAGACGCUGGAGAAGAUCCAGAGGGAGAUGGCUGAGCACAGGAGGACUGAGGAAGAGCUGGAGAGGCUGUCUCGCACAGCGGACCACACCCACUUUCUCCAGAAGUGCAAGUCUCUUCAUUUCCCCAUGAAGACGGUGGAGAUGCCCAACACGGAUGCACUCACGUAUUUUAUGUACAGAACAAUGAGAGACGCCCUCGGUGAUCUGAAUGGAGGCCUGGAUGAAACACUUCAAAGAGAAUUCAGCCGAGUUUCUGAUAAAGUAAACUCAUUAAAGGAGAGCACCAAUCCAAAUAUCCCUGAAAAGACUAACGUUAAAGAUGCUGACAUUCCUUACACUACAGAACCAAGGAAAAGAGCUGAUUUCCUUCAACAUUACAAUGAUUUGACUUUGGACCCCAGCACAGCCAACCCCUACCUAAGCGUCUCCGACAGCCGGAGAUCGGUGACCACCCGCUCAGAGCUGCAGCCCUACCCCGAUCACCCGGAUCGCUUUACCAACUGGGCCCAGGUGCUGUGCAGAGCCGGGAUGGCCGGCCGAUGCUACUGGGAGGUGGAGUGGGCUGGGAAUGGCGGGGUCUCAGUUGGCAUCUGUUACAAGAACAUGAACAGGAUUGGUGGAGGGAGCGAUUGCAAGCUGGGACACAACUCCAAAUCCUGGAGUCUGGACUGCGUCAACACAGUUUGCUCCUUCCAGCACAACAAGGAGAGCGUAGCCAUCACGACUCCCUGUGGGAACCGCAUAGGAGUGUAUCUGGAUUACAGGGCUGGGACUCUAACCUUCUACAAUGUUUCUGAUUCAAUGGUUCUGCUUCAUAAAGAGAAGACCACUUUCACCCAGCCUGUGUACCCAGGGUUUUGGGUCGGGUUGGGCUCUACAUUGAAGUUGUGCUGUCUUUGAGUCCUGAUUAUUUAUUAGAACUUUGAAUGUUGGCCUGUAAAUAAUUAUACAGAAAUGAAACAGACAAAUUUGUGCUCUAGAUUCAGCUUUUUAAUAACCGCUCAAGCUGGGAGCAGCAUUAGCACUUUGGUGGUGAAGAUGAUUAGAUCUUGUUGAAGGCAGCAACAUCUACACUCUGGACCUGCAGAGAAAAAUGCACAAGAUGUAUUGAUGUGUCAAGUCAUUUACUUAAAGAAAUAAAGAUGAACUUAAGAGAUGA
Girardinichthys multiradiatus is the source of this 2941-nucleotide messenger RNA. RefSeq names its product E3 ubiquitin/ISG15 ligase TRIM25-like. NCBI's taxonomy places the organism in Eukaryota, Metazoa, Chordata, Actinopteri, Cyprinodontiformes, Goodeidae. The coding region runs from base 979 to 2682 and encodes 567 amino acids. The transcript is spliced from 7 exons. The record is from RefSeq and is a predicted model, not a curated record. Gene Ontology annotation, molecular function: zinc ion binding; protein binding.